CUUAAGCUUUAGAGAGAGAAAGAUUAGAAAUGGCCAAGCAGCUAGGACCAACCCCAGAUGCGAUUCCAACCUUGUUGGCCAACCCAUCGCCGGACGGGUCCAAUCCGAUCCCGGAGAUCGUGGUCCAGGUCCUCGAUCUCAAAACAAUUGGCAACCGUUAUAAGUUUACUGCUAGUGAUGGAAAGAUGAGGCUAAAUGGGGUGUUCAACUCAGAGCUGAGUUCAACGGUGAUCUCUGGUGAUAUUCAGAACCUCGGCCUCAUUCGUGUUCUAGACUACACUGUAAAUGACAUCCCAAACAAGUCUGCUAAAUAUAUGAUUGUGACGAAAUGUGAGAUGGUUUCACCUGCGCUUGAGGCGGAGAUUAAAAGUGAGGGAAGUAAAGAUGAGGUGAAAGUAGAACCGGUUGGGAUUAUAUUGAAGCCCAAGCAAGAGAUGGUGACCAAAUCAGCUGCUCAGAUUAUGCACGAGCAGAGUGUAAAUAUGGCCCCGUCAGCACGAAUGGCCAUGACCAGAAGGGUUCAUCCUAUUGUUUCCUUGAAUCCUUACCAAGGAAAUUGGACCAUAAAGGUUCGUGUUACAAACAAGGGAAAUUUACGUACUUACACGAACGCUAGAGGUGAAGGCUGUGUCUUCAAUGUGGAGUUAACAGAUGAAGAUGGAACUGAGAUUCAAGCUACAAUGUUCAAUGAAGCUGCAAAGAAGUUAUAUGAAAAGUUUCAACUUGGGAAGGUUUAUUAUGUUUCAAAGGGGUUUCUAAAGGUGGCUAACAAGAAGUUUAUGACAGUAAAAAAUGAUUAUGAAAUGACUUUAAAUGAGAAUUCAGAGGUGGAUGAAGUCAUCAAUGAAGAAGCUUUUGUUCCUGAAACAAAAUUUGAUUUUGUCCCAAUUGACAUGUUGGGCCCUCAUGUUAACAGCAAGGUGCUUGUGGAUGUUAUUGGAGUUGUAACAAAUGUGUCUCCUACAAUGAGUAUUCGUAGAAAGAGCAACAAUGAGAAUAUCCCAAAGCGUGACAUUACCAUUGCUGAUGAGUCGAAAAAAAUGGUUGUGGUUUCUUUAUGGAAUGAUCUUGCAACUGGUGUUGGCCAAGAAUUGCUGGACAUUGCUGAUCAAUCUCCUGUAGUCGCUAUCAAAUCCCUUAAAGUUGGAGACUAUCAAGGUGUAUCCUUGUCUACACUGUCUAGGAGCUCAGUAUUGGUGAAUCCAGAUUUACCUGAAGCAAAGAGGUUGAAAUCCUGGUAUGAAUCUGAAGGUAAAGAGGUUCCAAUGGCACCUGUUGGCUCUGGUAUGAGCCCAUCAGCCAAUAGUGGAGCAUGGUCCAUGUACUCUGAUAGAAUCUCCCUGUCUCAUUUAAAAGAAAACCCAUACUUGGGUGAGGACAAGCCUGUGUUUUUCAGUGUUAAAGCUUGUAUAAGCUCCAUCAAGCCUGAUCAGACUCUCUGGUACCGGGCUUGCAAAGAGUGCAACAAAAAGGUGACUGAAGGUGUGGAGGGUGGUUAUUGGUGUGAAGGGUGCCAGAAAAAUGCUGAAGAAUGCAAGCUAAGGUACAUAUUACUUGCAAGAGCUAUGGAUGCAAUUAGUGAUGUAUAUCUUUCAAUGUUCAAUAAUGAAGCAGAAAAGAUUAUUGGGUGCUCUGCAGACGAGCUGGACAAAUUAAGAUCAGAGGAGGACAAUGAGUACCAGCUGAAGUUAAAGCAAGCUACUUGGGUUCCUCAUCUUUUCCGGGUCAGUGUUACACAGAAUGAAUACAAUAGCGAGAAGAGGCAAAGGGUAACUGCCAGGGCAGUUGCCCCACUUGAUUUUGCUGCUGAAUCAAAUUUCUUGCUGGAAGAGAUAUCGAAGAUGAAAGCUUCUUAAAAAUCUUUUAGACUGUCACUGCUCUAUUUUAAAAGGACACUGGUUCUAGAGCCUAUGGAGGACAAGAUGAGGAUUACGGGCAAGUCCCUUCUGGACUCCCUGCCUUCAAGUUACUGGCUAGUGGCUACUUUUGUUAAUCUUGGAGAAGAGCAGUUGUCAUGCAUGACUUUUUCCUUAGACCAGUACAGAUGUCCUUGUUGAAUUCUAGAAAUUGUACUAAAAGUAAAACCUUAUCUAUUUAUAUAAAAGUCAUUAUAUAUUGCCUUUUCAGAUCGACUUGUAAAAAGG
This is a messenger RNA of Argentina anserina (silverweed cinquefoil), 2144 nucleotides long. Its product is annotated as replication protein A 70 kDa DNA-binding subunit B. The record is from RefSeq and is a predicted model, not a curated record. Lineage: Eukaryota; Viridiplantae; Streptophyta; Magnoliopsida; Rosales; Rosaceae. Gene Ontology annotation, biological process: DNA replication; telomere maintenance via telomerase; meiotic cell cycle. Gene Ontology annotation, cellular component: nucleus; DNA replication factor A complex. The transcript is spliced from 12 exons. Gene Ontology annotation, molecular function: damaged DNA binding; single-stranded telomeric DNA binding. The coding region runs from base 30 to 1856 and encodes 608 amino acids.